AUGGCUCUACUUCGAGGCCUUCGGGACCCGUACGAGAGGAACUUCCUGGCUGCCCCGAGACCCAGAUUCAACAGAAACGCCUCAUCAAAAGUCUCUAUUCCAAUAUCCUUGGCCUCAUCAAAAUCAGAAAAGCCACAAUAUCAUCUCAAAAAUCUGCUUCGAGAAGUAGACGCCGAUGACCCGGAAAAAGAUCUCGUUCAACUUCAACAAAGGAUAUGUGACUCGAUAGAGGAUUUUCCGGUGCCUGAUGUACUCAAAGUCUUUCGCGCUGCCGAGAAGCUUCUUCGUGAAGAAGAGCUUACAAAGACGGAUCUUGGUCUAGAAAUCAUCGCGAAGCUCGCUUUCAAGCCAGAGUGUACGCCAGCAAAUCGCCUACACUUCUUCUACACGCUAUAUCAAGAUGGGACCACAAAUCGCUAUACCGAUUUUCCCUCCUAUCUUCUUGCGAUACUGACCGACAACGGCCGCCAGCUCGAAGGAUUUGAGCCAUUGUUAACGGGCUUGAUACCGGCGCUGCUCAACGAAGCAGAUUCCGAGUUUGCUCUGAAAGAUAUCAAAAGGAGCGAAGCACGAGAAUCUGGCUCGAAUGUAUCGACCUCACUUGACUUGGUUAAUAAUCUCGUCAAGUAUAAUGCCAGGUUCUUUCGCGACUCGGACAUCACAUCAUUAGUCCAGGGAAUGUUCAAUCUACGGUAUAGACUGGCUUUUGGCGAUCCUGAAAAGAUAUGUGAUAUUCUGGGCACCUUGAUCAUCUACACCCACAUUCCCAAACAGGCAGUACCGAACGCUACCAGGACCUUGUGUUUCAUGAGAGGAAGAAAAGGUCUCGAAGAGAAGACAAGCAAAACCUUUUCAUAUUUCAUGAAUACUCAUCUGAAGGACGAGACAAUCGAAAGUCUUCUUCAGAGAUUCGAGGAUGAGGACACCUGCCCUAAAGAGGCCACCGGAGCUGCUGAACUACUCAAAUUGUCAUUAGAGAAUGUAACGACGCGCCACUCAAUCGACUUGGACAUCAACCGAUUAAUGGAUGCACUUGCGAGAACGGUACCGGACGAGAUCGCGUCGGCUUAUGCUAGGCUACGUUUGGACCUCGUGAAGGUUCUUGUUGAGGACACAGAGAUGCAACAGAAACUUCUUGCAGCACCCGACUGGAUACAUAUACAAGAGGCAAUUAUUCGAAACGCCAAAGCCCCACUCGAGUCCCUCGCUGUGGGUCUGAACAGAGAGGAUGGAAGUUUGGAUCGUUUCAUGAAGGAUCGCGAGCAUAGAAGAGAAACCGUUCGUGGCAUCAUAUCCUGCUUGGAGCAUCUGGAAGGCAUCAGUCUUCAGCAGUCUAGAACACUACGAAGGAUCGCGCUUUACGUGGCGCCGUGGUUGACGGAACAACAGUCGAUGAAGCUAAUCUCUGCUUACCAACCGUCUUCUUUCCGCAUCUCGAUUGGUAACUGGCUGGGCGAGAUCAAGGAACUGGCUAACCACUUCAUUUUCAACACAUCAUGUCAUCUCACGCUUCGUCAGAAGGCUCUGAGGGUUAUAAAGUCCGCAUGGCGUACAGCUCAACAACUAGGCGAAGAAGAAGCGACCAAUACAUGUCGCGAUCUCAUGAUGACCGCCCUGGACAAUGAGACAAACUACGCUUUCAGGGGCAAUUUGGUACAUGUUUUGCUGUGCUUUACAUUGGGCGUAACCGAUGAGAUCUUCUAUCGAACUUUGGACGUGUUCGUCAAAUCGGCUCGUACAGGUUGCUUCCAUGAGCUUAUCGAAAUACCCUUCUUCGCUGAGCCUGAAGCCCAUACGGAAACGAAGACCGACAACUCAUCAAAUCGACCACAAGACGAAGAGCUACCGUCAAUUUUACCCGAUGCUGGUCUGGUGGUCUUGUUAAUGAGGAGCAGUGUUGAUCAGCUUGAAAGAUCGCGGAGAGUGUACUCUGAGAUUCUUCAAUUGAUUGCCAUCCCUGAGCGACCAGCCGAGUCCACUGUCAUGUUGCUCCGAGGUCUCUUUCGCAUCCGAAGUGAUUUGGAUCACAGAAUUUUCUUCCUUGCAAACUCAGAGGGCGAAAGUCUUGCAAAAGUUCUUCACAGAAAUGCCGACUCUCCUUUCUUGCAAUCGCGCAGAUCAUCUCUACAGUCUGGUGUAUCAAUAAUGCCACCCGUUUGGAAGUAUGGCGACAUUCACGGACUGCCCGAGAACCCUCCUUCGACAGUGAGCGCUGUACUGCGAUCAGAAUCGAAACCGGUAGAUGGUGUUGACUGCAGUCUCGACAUGAGAUCGUGGCUUGAGACAAUCAUUCAGCUGUUGGAUUCAGCAAGCUGUGAUUGGGAAGUCUACAGCUACAUCAUCGUUCACGUCGGUCCUCAAGUCUCUAACCAGUCAUUGUUUGCCGAGAACAUUUACGAAAUCAGAUUGCUAAGGAACCUCGUCUGUAACAAGAUACAGACUCAAACGAUAUUCAGGCCACCAGAAACCUCAAAUCUACGACAAGGCGACGUGGCUUUGUGUCUGUAUCACAUUCUCACAACCUGUAUCGGAUACCAUUGGCGCUUCCCCCGGAAAGAGAACGUUGAUACCGUCACGACUCUUGUCAGAGGUUUAACGUUGUGGGAUCGUACUACGAUAGCUUGUGUCAAUGCGCUGACAUUGAGUUGUUACGAGUUGCCAGUUUCGUUGAGUCGAGAUCUUGUACGUAUCGUGGCGCAGAUGUCCACCAUCGUUACAAAGUCCGACUCAGCAAUUCAUGUGCUUGAAUUCUUAGCCGGCUUGUCACGAAUUGAUGAGCUUGUCAAUCAGUUUCACGGUGAUGAGAUCAAGACCGUCUUCGGUGUAUGCUUCAGUUACAUCGAUUAUGCCAGAGGUAAAAAGUUUGACGAACAAAACCGCUCACGGCAAGCGGGAGGGCCACCUACCAGGAACUCUUCGAUCGUGGACAGCAACUACCGUCCAUCUACCGAAGACAUUCCACAGUACGUCUUUGCGCUCAGUUACCAUGUCAUCACUUUCUGGUUCCUCGCCUUGAGCAAAGAAGAUCAGAAGAGACACUUUCCUUGGAUGGAGCAGAGACUUUUGUCCCCCGACCAAUCUGGACAGGUACUUGACGAAGCCAUCGUCACUGUUGACCAUAUCUGGCGAGUCACAGUUGGCAAGGAUGUCGUGAAACCACUCCCUCUGGAACUCGGUACGACGGAGUCAUCAGCAGAUCCGGUGACGCAAACAUGGGUUUCAGAAUUUUGUAUUCUGACCAUAAAGUGCCACCUCGACAACGGACUAGUCGAAGUGAUCGAGCGAAGGAGUUCGGGCACCGAUGAAAGCCAUUUUGUCUACGCCGGCUCGGAACCACUAUCCCCAGAUCUCAUCUACCAGGAAAGGUUUGCGACAGCCAUCAACGGCAACUUCAAGAGCGAUCUGGAGGUUGUCAUCCUGCCUACAACCGAUGCUACACGUCGUGCUCUUGGUAUAUUCGACCGUAUAUCACCAAUCGAUUUUUUCAAAGCUGGUGUCAUCUACAUUGGCGAGAAUCAAACCCACGAACACGAAAUUCUGGCGAAUGUAUCCGGCUCUCCAGAUUAUAAUCUCUUUGUUGCAGGCCUUGGCGAGCGCGUGCCGUUGCAGAACAACCGCAACAACAUGGCCGGCCUCGAUACUAGCGAAGGCAUAUUCGACGGCCGAAGCACCCUCUGCCACAGCGAUACAAUCACCACCCUAAACUACCACGUCACAACCAUGAUGCCCACAAAUCGCGAGAUGGACCCUCAGUGCACGAGAAAGAAGUCACAUAUCGGAAACGACUAUGUCAAUAUCAUCUUCAACAACAGCGGGUUGGAGUUCGAUUUCAAUACCUUCCCGUCUCAGUUCAAUUACGUAUACAUCGUUGUUGUGCCUGAAGCAAGACAAACAUUCAUCCAGACAAGAACACGUUCGCAUAACACCGGCUGGUAUGAAGACUCAUGGUUCAAAGUCCGCGUCUUGACACGCCAUGAUUUCCCUGACAUCUCAUCAGCGGCAGAGACGGUGGUCGUAUCCGGUGCGGCGUUGAGUUCUUAUGUGAGAAACUUGGCACUUAAUGCUGAAGAGUUCUGUCGAGUGUGGGGUAAUAGGGGUAUGGGCGAAUUGCCUAGUACUUGGAGGAGUAGAUUGCAGCAGAUCAGGAUGUUGAGGGAAAGAAACGUGCCAAAGAAGGAGGAGAAGACUUGA
Messenger RNA from Aureobasidium pullulans EXF-150, 4191 nucleotides. RefSeq lists its product as uncharacterized. Lineage: Eukaryota; Fungi; Ascomycota; Dothideomycetes; Dothideales; Saccotheciaceae. The record is from RefSeq and is a predicted model, not a curated record. Bases 1 to 4191 code for a protein of 1396 amino acids. The transcript has 2 exons. Gene Ontology annotation, cellular component: cytoplasm; nucleus; TSC1-TSC2 complex. Gene Ontology annotation, molecular function: GTPase activator activity. Gene Ontology annotation, biological process: regulation of small GTPase mediated signal transduction; positive regulation of GTPase activity; negative regulation of TOR signaling.